Messenger RNA from Helobdella robusta, 1601 nucleotides. RefSeq lists its product as hypothetical. The transcript is spliced from 9 exons. Gene Ontology annotation, molecular function: 2-alkenal reductase [NAD(P)H] activity; 15-oxoprostaglandin 13-reductase [NAD(P)+] activity. The coding region runs from base 25 to 1011 and encodes 328 amino acids. Gene Ontology annotation, biological process: prostaglandin metabolic process. Gene Ontology annotation, cellular component: cytoplasm. NCBI's taxonomy places the organism in Eukaryota, Metazoa, Annelida, Clitellata, Rhynchobdellida, Glossiphoniidae. The record is from RefSeq and is a predicted model, not a curated record.
UAAAUAGAGCACUAACUAAAAAGAAUGAAGGCAAGAAAAUGGAUUCUCAUGCAACAGUUUGAUGGUUUUCCUAAGCUGACAGAUCUGAAACUAGUAGAGGAGGAUUUACCUUCACUGAAAGAUGAUGAGAUUCUUAUAGAAGCUCUGUUUCUUAGCCUUGAUCCAUACAUGAGGCCAUUUUCGAAAGCUCUACCAGAUGGUUCAACAAUGAUUGGCACCCAAGUUGCCAAAGUCGUGGAAAGCAAGAACUCGGAUUUUCCAGUUGGAACGAUGGUAAUUGCAGAUUGUGGAUGGAGGGAUAGAUCCGUCCUUAGUCCCAAAACGACGAAGAUCCAAAAAAUGUGGGAUACAGGCAAACAUAGCCCUUCUCUUUCCCUUGGACUUGUUGGCAUGCCAGGACAAUCUGCCUAUGUUGGCUUGUUAACAAUCUGCAACCCACAACCUGGGGAGACGAUUUUCGUCAAUUCUUCUGCUGGCAUUGUUGGCGCCAUCGUUGGACAGAUUGGAAAGAUUAAGGGCUGUAGGGUGAUUGGUUGCGCGGGUACGGUUGAGAAGUGCAAGGAGGUUAAGGAGCAGUACGGGUUUGAUUACGUCUUCAAUUACAAGACGUGCAACUUGAAUGAAGCUCUCAGAACGGCAGCUCCGAAUGGCAUAGAUUGCUACUUUGACAACGUUGGAGGUCAAAUGUCAGUUGAGGUCAUUUUUAACCAUCUAAACCAAAAGGGCCGAAUUGCUUGUUGUGGCAAUCUCUCUGCUUACAAUGCAAAAGAACAACAAACUGGUCCGUUGUUUUUCUUUGAAUUCGUGAGAAAGGAGUUGAAGAUGGAGGGAUUCAUGAUUUACAGUUACGAAGAGAAGUUGCCAGCGGCCAGUGCUCAACUUCUGAAGUGGCACGAUGAGGGCAAAUUGAAGAUAAAUGAGGUAGUGGUUGAUGGCUUUGAGAACAUGCCUCAGGCCUUCAUCGAUUUCCUCAGAGGAUCGUACAACGGAAAAGUCGUCAUUAAAGCUUAACUUUUUAAAGAUAUCUCCUCCCCAGUUUUGCAUAUAUUGUUUUGAUUAUCACACAUAGAAUUGAGAAGAUGGCUUAAUAAAAACAUUUCCUCUUUCCAUUAUUAUCAUUAUUUUAUUUCACAAAAAUGACGAAAACUUUUUUGAAAACGUCGACACAAAAUGGAAAUGAAACUUGAUUAAAAUGUUGACAGGAUGAAAAAGCUUAAGGAAAGUAUUCGAUGUACGUUAUUUAGCCGAGAACCACUGUGAUUUGAACAACAGAAUUUUCAAAUUCAUCAACGUUAAUGAACAUUCAGUACAAAGCAUCACAAAAAUAUAGUUAGUCUUUAAACUGGUUGCCACAUUAAAUUUCCGAACUGGUGAUCCUGAUAAAGUCUUUCGUUAUUUUGUCGACUGCCUCUCUAAGAUGCGGAGGGACCUGGUUGAGACGUUCGAUCGUCGUUUCCACGUUCGUACUCACGUGGUCUCGUUCGCCGUCGUUCGUCAUCUGUUUGUUCACCUUGCAUCUCAUGAUCACUCUGCAAUUUUGAUAAAAUUUACAAUUUCACCUCAAUUAUUUGAAUUUUUAGUUAAUAAUAAUCGUAAACCGC